ACCCCUCGCUGCGUCUUCCUCCGUCUCUCCUCUCUCCGCGACUCUCUCUCGCUCUCUCCCCUUCCUCUUACUUCCUCACUAGAUUUACACGGUCAAUUCGAAGUACAUAAACAGUUUCCACUGCCACUACUAUUACUAUUACUACUAUUACUGCUACACAUUAGGCUUUCAGCUCUGUUGCAGCAGCUGGUGUUAGCAGCAUACGUACACACAUACAUACACACAUAUAUAUAUAUAAAUAUCUGUGAACCACUACUGUUACCGCCACCACCACCACCACUAGCUUUGCUGUGGUUUUGGUUGUUCAGAAUCGUCUCCACAGACAAGAGCCAGCAUCAUGGAUACCUUCAGUGGUGACAGUUCUUUCCGCGAAAUGCAAGAUUCUGGAAUAGAUGACAUAUGGGAAAUUCUUCAGGAUGAUUUUUAUGAAUUAAAAAGUAAAGUUGUUGUCGGAAGCCCUUCGCCCGAAAUUAAACAUGCAAAUCACACCAAUCGUACCAAUUUGAAGCAGCAGCUUAUGAAACAACAAGUUGCUGAACAAGAACGUAAAGAAUCCUUUUCUCCAGAAUCUAUGAAAAUAUACAUUGACCCAUCAGAUUCGAUUAAUGUUCCCGAGCCCAAAAAUGUCGGCAAAGAAGUACCUCCGCAAGUUCUUCAGGUCAAGACUCAACUUGAACAUCCUACAAAAUACCAUAUUCAGCAGAAGCAAAACCAGCAAAUUCAGCUGUUCUUACAUGAAAAGCAAGUAUCUGGAUCCACAAGUGUUCCAGGAAAUACACAGUCCAUGCCCAAUAUGGUGGCACUUCAGGGUACCAAUAUUACCGAUCAGAGUGACGUACUCCACACAGCCAGUGCUCCUUUGACUAACCCAGACAGUCCUUUACCUUUACCAGCUGUAGCAAAUCCUGCUCCCACAGAUAUGGACAAUAUUUUUCCUGAAGGAAUCAGUCUAGAAUCUGUUGAUGCUACUAUAGAUAAUGACUUGAAUCUUAUUGAGCCAACUCUUACACAAUUAACAUCAACGGGUCAUUCACAUGUGAUUAACAAUUGGGAAAAUAUGGAUGCACACUUCAUUGAUUUUAACAAGGCAUUCAACUCUCAGCCAGACACGAGAGUUUAUAAUAAGCUUCCUCAAACAAGUGUUCUGAACCUCUAUGAUCAACACACAGAAAAUAGCAAAUCAAUAACCUCUGUACCAAAUGCUUUUCGGAUUAAGGCAGCUGAUCCACCACAAUUCCUCAACGAGGAUGAGGCUAGACAGUGGGCAAAAGACCGACAGAAAAAGGAUAACCAUAAUUUGAUUGAACGGAGAAGAAGGUUUAAUAUCAAUGACAGAAUUAAGGAACUUGGAACACUCCUACCCAAAAACAGUGACCCUGACACCCGACAGAAUAAAGGUUCCAUUUUAAAGAAUUCCGUGGACUAUAUUCGAAGACUUAGAAAAGAUCAAGAUAAAAUGCACAACCUUGAAGAAAAAAAUAGAUUGUCAGAGACAAACAACAGAAAACUUAUGCUAAGAGUACAGCAUUUGGAAAUGUUGUGUAAGUCUCACGGAAUAUCAACAGGUCUCCCUAACGACAGCAGUAGCUUGGCAGUCUUUGCAGAUCUUCUCACACCACCUUGUGGAAAAUCCGAUACAGAUUUGCUUUUGGACCAAGUCAAUAAUGGUUUUUCCUCUGUUGGUAGCAGUGCUAUGGACGAAGACAGCUCACCUGUCAGCGGAGAUCCCAUGAUGUCAUCAAAUCCCGUCAGUCCAUCAAUGGAUGAAGAUGAUGACGAACUCAUGUAAAAUCCUCACAGCAAAAUUACGGAACAUUUUGUAAAAAUGAAAGAAAAAAAAAGAUUUUUUAAAUGUCAAAGAAAAGAAUAAAGAAAGAAUACCAAAAAUAUGACAAAAAAAUAAUAAAAUAGAAAUAUAAGAAGCAAAAAGAAACACAGAACCAGAGACAUUUCUUUUGCUUCUCUUCACUCUUUCUUUCUUUACUUCCUUUCCUUAAGUGGAUUAUUAUAAAACAAAAUGUCUUGACUGUAAAAUACAAUUGAAAUUUAUGGACAUCAUACUGAAAAAAAUUCAUGUUAUUUUUGUUUCCAAUAUUGUACAAAAUAUUUCCAAAUUUUCUGUCAACUUCUUUCAAAACAUUAUUUUAUUGAAUUUUUUUUUUUUUGAAAACAAUUUUUUCCUUUCAUAUUUUUCAAAUUUUUUUUUUUUAAAGAAAAAAAAAAAUACUCCCCCUCCUCUCAAAAAAAUGACUAUUUCACAACUAACAGUUUGUAUUCUUAUCAAACUGUAAAUGAGAGAAACACAACUUCAUCAAAUAUACACACCACAAUCCCACGUUUGAAAUUUCAAAUGAACACACCCAUCUUUACAAGAAAGAAAUCGAACCAUAUAUAAAUCAUGUUAUGGACAUA
This is a messenger RNA of Octopus bimaculoides (California two-spot octopus), 2412 nucleotides long. RefSeq names its product microphthalmia-associated transcription factor. Gene Ontology annotation, cellular component: nucleus. NCBI's taxonomy places the organism in Eukaryota, Metazoa, Mollusca, Cephalopoda, Octopoda, Octopodidae. The record is from RefSeq and is a predicted model, not a curated record. Gene Ontology annotation, biological process: regulation of transcription by RNA polymerase II. Gene Ontology annotation, molecular function: DNA-binding transcription factor activity, RNA polymerase II-specific; protein dimerization activity; RNA polymerase II cis-regulatory region sequence-specific DNA binding.